This is a messenger RNA of Python bivittatus (Burmese python), 263 nucleotides long. NCBI's taxonomy places the organism in Eukaryota, Metazoa, Chordata, Lepidosauria, Squamata, Pythonidae. The record is from RefSeq and is a predicted model, not a curated record.
AAAGGUCUGGUUUCACAGUCAGACCUGUGGCUGGAUAUUUGUCACCUCGUGAUUUCUUAGCUGGCCUGGCCUACCGGGUUUUCCACUGUACCCAGUACAUCCGCCAUGGUUCGGAUCCUCUUUAUACUCCUGAACCGGAUACAUGCCAUGAACUUCUGGGACACGUGCCUCUGCUUGCUGACCCCAAAUUUGCCCAGUUUUCUCAAGAGAUCGGUUUGGCCUCUCUGGGAGCAUCUGAUGAAGAUGUCCAAAAACUUGCUACU